GUUGCAGCGACGAAACCAAACAGACAAAGAAUGUGGAAACAACAAUGGGGGCGACCGGAUGUGUUCCAGCUGCUGAACGAUGUUUGGAGACGGAUCACAACAAACAGAAGGCUUCUCCAAAUUCAGCCAAAGACCCGCUCUUCACUGUGAAGUCGUUGUUUCGUCGUCAUGGUAACCUGAAGCGUCACCUCCAGCUGUUACCAGUCUUCUUGUACUGAUCACUGACGGGCCCAGCAGGACACGCAGCUCUAAUCCCUCCAUGACCUCCCUGCGUCGAGAGGGCGAGAGAAUGAGCUGGAACAAGGGAGCGGAGGAGACUUAAGGAGCUGAACUUUACAUCCAGCGGGUUGGACUGGUUUUAUCCGAGUCAUGGGGGAGCAGAGGACCACCUUCCCGGUGCUUCGUUUGGACCUGGACAACUUCGACCUGGCGGAGGCGGAGAGGAGCCGCUAUGUCUUGACCAGCCCCCGCUCUCUGCAGUCCUGUUCGCGUCUCGGCAUCAAACCCGUGGAACUUCUGAUCAAAUCCCUGAACGAGCGGAUCGCUGAACAGAGGGAUGUUCCCCUGGAGGCGGUGCGAGUUAUGCACGAAUCCUACGAAAGGGAGAGAACGAAGCUUUUGCAAAUGUGCCGAGAGGAGCGGGAGAGGAUUAUCCAGGGGAGAGCAGGGGACAGGUGGCCGGGCCUGGAGGAGGUGCCCGUCGCCAAAGUGAAGGAUCAGUCAACACAGAGACACUCCAUCCCGUAUGCAGACCUGUGCCUUAAAGGGAAACCAGCCAGCAGGUCCUCCGGCUCUGCUGCUGGUCCCAGAGAGCCAGACAGGAGCACAGUCUGCAGCUACAGGCUGGGAGACCUCAGACACUCCCCAGCUACCGAGAGGAAACUGGAGAGGCUCACAGAGGACAUCAGGAGGGAGAUGUGUGUCACGGUGUCAGAGAGAGACCGCAAGAUAGCUGCUCUCAUGCUGGUGAAGCACGAGGAGGAGCAGGCUCGCCUGGAGCACUGUCAGCAGGAGAAGCAGGAGCGAGAGGAGGCCCAGAGGCAGGUGGAGGCUCAGCGGGCUCAGGUGGAGAAGAAGAGGAGGAGGAAACUGAGGCAGAGUGUGCAAUGCUGGCAUGAGGAUCUGGAGGCCCGCAGGAGGCUGAGGGAGCGUCAAGAGAAAGAGAAAGUGGUACAACUCAAGCUGGAGGCACUUCUGCAGGAGGACCGCUGGAGGAGGCUGAAGGAGGAGGUGGAGGCCCAACGUAGAGAAAAGAUGGAGGCUGCACAGAAAGAGGCGAAGGGACGCAAACACUACCAGGAGAAGCUGCUGAGGGAGAAGCAAGAGGUGGAGAAGAGGGUGCAGGAGAAGGAGAGACAGGUGGCAGUGGAGAAGGAGCAGAAGGCCAGAAGGAGCAGAGAGCUGCAGGAGAAGAAAGAAAGGAAGAGGCUGCAGGAGGAAAACCACAAGGAGCUUCUUCGACACAUCCUUCUGAAACAGGAGAUAGAACAGCGUGUGGGGGAAGAGGAGGCCCAGAUGAGGAGCACCCUGGAGAAGAAGCUGCAGCACUCCUGUGAGACACGUGCCCAGGCCGUGGAGGCCCGGCUGAAGGAGCUGCAUGGGCGAGCAGCCCGGGAGGAGGAGCAGGUUCAGAGGGCGCAGCUGAGGUCCAAGCUGCAGAGCGUCCAGCAGCUCACGCACAAGCAGAUCCUGGUCCAACUGAACCAGCGCCGCAUGGAGCGGGCCGCCCGGUACACCUCCGCCCAGCACAGGGACAGAGCACAGCGGACGCAGCAGCGCAACAAACACAAGCAGCUCUGCCACCGGAGGCUCUGGGAGAGGCUGCAGAGAGAGGAGGAGGCAAUGAGGAGGCUCAGGGAGAGCUACAUCCGCAUGAAGGAGUGGAGGAGAGAGAGGCUGCGGAGACAACGGGACCAAAUACAGGAGGAGGCCAAGACGCUGGCUCGGGCCUCCUUUCACUUGAUGGACAGGGCGAGGCAGCUGACACACAGACGGACCUUUGCCCAGAUGGCUCUGCAGGCUGAGCUGACGGCCUCCAUGAGCCACAUGAAACUAUGAAAGAAAGUCUGCCUCAACAAUCUGAAAAUGUAGCAAGGACAUGUCAUACAUGUCGAUGAAUGUGUUGUUACCGGGCUGCAGCUGCAGCUUUAAAUACAUGUUGGGGCCCCGAGCUGCACAGAGGGCCCUUAAACACACCAUGGAUCAUUAUCAUGUCCGAGUUGUUCUCAAUGGGCUCAAAGUAGCUCAAUGAGGGAUGUGCAGGAUUUUAAUUGUGUAACGACACACAAAGGGACAGUGCGAUUGGAUAUCCAACAUAAAGGGUGGUGCCAUAUAUUGUUUUAAAUGUGUUAAAGUUAAGAAUGAACCUGGAGUUAUAGGUCUGACCAUGUGGUGACCUCCCAUCAGGAAGAUCUAACAGUGCAGAGGGGUUUGUAUUGAGAGAUCCAGCAGGACACCGUUUAGUUUUACACAUAUUCCUGCCUGUGGAGAGUUGAUGGGUAAGUGAGACUGCCUCUGGUGGUACAUGAAGGAGUUGGCAUCAGUGUUUUGAAUUUGCUAUAAGCAGCCAUUCACAGCCAGUGGAGCACAGAGAGGAGAGGAGGGGUUAAAGGAGAAUGUUUGGAGGUUGAAGAUGAGCCAGAAGUUGCAGCGUUGACCUCUGGGUAAUGUUCAGCUCACCACUGUGUCUGACCACCACUGUGUCUCUGUAGAAACCUUUUUUAUAUACAUUUAUGUGAAUUAAGCAGAUUAACAUUUACCUAAAUGACAGGAUUUGAAGCAGAACCAAAGAAAUAUAUAAAUGUAGACUAGAAACAGCUUAGUGAAGUGAUGAUGUAUUGCACAGUGUUUUGUAUGUUUCACACCUUCUCAUGACUUUAUUGUAUCUGGAUAUGCUUUAUUAUAAUUUUAUUAUGAAAUUAAAAGCAAAAUGUCUUAAUGUU
Molecule: messenger RNA, 2942 nt
Organism: Hippoglossus stenolepis (Pacific halibut)
Lineage: Eukaryota; Metazoa; Chordata; Actinopteri; Pleuronectiformes; Pleuronectidae
Product: coiled-coil domain-containing protein 177
Exons: 3
Coding region: 370-2058 (562 amino acids)
Source: RefSeq, a predicted model, not a curated record